Messenger RNA from Halteromyces radiatus, 1387 nucleotides. RefSeq lists its product as uncharacterized. The record is from RefSeq and is a predicted model, not a curated record. The transcript has 7 exons. NCBI's taxonomy places the organism in Eukaryota, Fungi, Mucoromycota, Mucoromycetes, Mucorales, Cunninghamellaceae. Bases 46 to 1320 code for a protein of 424 amino acids.
CUUUUCCCUCUUUACUGUUUCCGUCAUUAUUUUUUUUUUCAUACAAUGACAACAACAUCCCUUGAUACAUUAGAUUUGAUUAGAGUCAUGGAAAAUCAAAUCGUACAAUGUCAACAGAUGAAUACACUUGAUGAAGAAUACGUAGGACUAUUACAAGAAAGCAAAGAAAAAUAUCAAGACUUGUGUAAACAAACGGAUUAUUUACAAAAAAAAAUCAUCAUGAUGAAACGAGAAAACACAAACUUGAUGAAAACUCAGCAACGACUAGAAACACAAGUGUAUGCACAAGAUCAAGAAUUGCAGGGUACAAAGAAACAAAUAACUACCUUAUGCCGGCGUAACAAAGACUUGGAAACUCGAUUAGAAUUGGAAUUGAAAAAUUAUGAAGCUGAUCGAUUAUCGUGGCACCAAACAGAAAUGGAAUUGACAUCCGCCAUCAAAAAGUGCUCCUCAUUAAAUAACAGUCUAAAUCCAAGAAGAACUCGUAGUGCAACAGCAUCCAACGUUUUUCAUGCCCCUUCUUCCAAAAUCAUAGACGAUAGAAACAAUUUUUGCCAUCAUCCUUCUUCCUCCUCAUCAUCAUCAUUUAUUCAAUCAGAAAAAAAUGAUCAUAGGCAAAAAUUCAAUUUGGCCAAGAUACAAGCUCAAGAAAGAUUGCUGGCAAACUUACAAUCAGAAUUGGAAACACAAAAGCUAUCACAUUUGGAGGCUAUACAGGAACAAUCUGACAAAUUGGCAUCGGUGGUCAAGGAAUUACAAGACAUCAAGGAAUUAAAUCGUACACUGAUGGAGGAUAAUGAAGGUUAUCAAAUGUUAUUGACCGAAAAAACAAUGUCUGGUGCAUUUCUAAAGAAAGUAGAACAAGAACAACCCUUUUCUCUUGCUACAGAAAUAGGUCGUAUGCCUCCAAUCCAUGAAUCAUCCAUCAUUCAAGAGUUGACAGAUGAAAACAAAACUUUGAAAGAAUCCAACAAGGCACUAUCACUGUAUAUGAACAAGAUCUUAUUGAAAAUUGUUGGUAAUCAUGAAUUAGUGGAUGUUUUGAAUAUAGAUGAAGAAGAACCAGGAAAGGAUAGAUCACCAUCACCACCUGUCGUACGAAAACCGGACAAUACAUCAUCAAAACCACAACCAAGGGAACGUCGAAGUACUAUUUCUUGUUUUCGUCAAUCAAAAGAUCAAGGUUGGACCAAAGCACUGAAAAGAAUGACUGUGAUGGGCUGGAAUAGUAGUAGCAAUAGCAGUAGUAGUAGUAGUAGUAGUAGUAGUGAGAGUAGCAACAAUAGUAGUAGCGAUGAUGUAGCGAAUGCAACCAAUUGAAUAAAAAUUGAAUUUUUUUGGACUCUAUUGAGACACCAUACAAUCAUCAUCAACAUACAACAAUCAC